CAUUGGACACAGUAAACAUGGUCAUCUUGAAAAAGACAGUCUUAUUACAUGUGGCAUCAUUACUCAUACAUAGUGGAAAUCCUAAUUGUUACAGAGGUGAAAGAACGUGUUGUAUUGGAUACUACUGGAAUGAAAAGGAACACUCUUGCAAAGAAUGUGAGCUUGGUCAUUUUGGUCAAAACUGUUCAAAACUUUGUCGAUACCCUAGUUAUGGUAAGGGGUGUCAGAAUAUGUGCACCUGUCCUGAAACAUUAUGUGUUCCAGCGAUUGGUUGUGUUGAAAUAGACGAUUGUGCUGUGGGUUAUUUCGGGCUUAACUGUGUAAAACAUUGUCGAUAUCCUAAUUAUGGGAAAGGAUGUCAGAAAAAAUGUGCCUGUUUAGAGGCGUUUUGUGUCCCAACAAUUGGCUGUGUUGAUGCAAACAAAGAGAAUGAAAGCUCCAUGAAAAACAAGACCGCAACUUUUGAGAUUACGACUCACAGAAGCGAAAAAGAGGACGAUGUUUUCUCCACUUCUCAAAAUAAAAAAAACAAUAUAACCAAUAUGACUAUCUCCAUUGCAGUUAUAGGUGUUCUUGUCCUAAUGCUUAUUGUAAUAGCACUUAUAAAAGUUUUUAGAAAGAAAAAGCGAGAAGUGGAUAAAACACUCCAGCUACAAAUGAGUGCUGCCCCAGUUUCUCUCAACAACAGAAAUACAUCCCGUCUAAGUGAAUCAAACACAUACGAUAUUAUUCCUGAAAAUGGACAGACACGAGAUAGACCUUGUUUAAAUGUCAAUCCGCUUUCUGAUUUUCCUGACGAUACACAGAAAAAGAAAUACACAGCGAGUGCUUCUAAUGCUGGAAACAUUUACCUGGACACUUGUCAGUCAUCGUCAUCAAGAGAAUCAAAUCAUUUUUAUUCGCCUCUGUAA
Molecule: messenger RNA, 911 nt
Organism: Saccostrea cuccullata (small rock oyster)
Lineage: Eukaryota; Metazoa; Mollusca; Bivalvia; Ostreida; Ostreidae
Product: multiple epidermal growth factor-like domains protein 10
Exons: 5
Molecular function (GO): scavenger receptor activity
Source: RefSeq, a predicted model, not a curated record